AUGGCUGUAUCGGCAUUUCCUUCAGCAGGGGAGUCCCCCGAUCUCACUCUCCUAAAUGCCGCCCGUCUUUUCACACGCCUGGAGUAUAACCUCCUCUCUCCAGGUGCGGAGCUCCGCACCCUACGCCGGUCCGAGUACCAGCGCAUGCGAGUAACCAAGAACGUCGAAUACGCGCGGACCCUCCUCACCCAACUCGAACGCUCACUCCCACAAUUAAAACAACUCGACCGCCGACAUGAGGCGCAGGCGGAAAUUGCUCGUGAUAGGCAGCUUCUUAAGAGAAUGCAAACUGUUCUCGAUGAGGAAGAGGCCGAUGCCCGCGCCGAUGAGAAUGGCGAGGACGCGGAGGAUGAGGGGGAUGAUGAGUGGAACGAGUUAUUCUCGAAACCGAUGGUGGAGAAGAAGGUUGUUUCUUCGACCCCGGAGGUCGAUGGCUCGAAAUCAACGGCUCUCUUCACCGAAACUGCUACAGCUGCAGCCACAGCUACAGCUACCUCCGUCCCGACGUCUGCUUCUACACCUACUCCCACACCUACAACAUCAGAACCACUCUCCACCCUCCGAAACAGACACGCACCAACCACAGCACCCAAAGAAGCCCCCGCAAAAACAACAGGAAGCACUACAACCCCAGAAGACCCUAAAAUUGCCGCAGAAAAGGCCCUCGACGACGACCGCUCCGAACAAGAAGAUCUUACCAGUUCACUAGUCGCAAUGGCCAGCCAAUUGAAGUCCCAAUCACAGUCGUUCCAGGAGACGCUAGACAACGAGAAGGAUGCCCUGGAUCGAGCUUCGUUGGGCAUGGAUAAGACCUCGUCGACGAUGGAGGCGGCGGGGAGGAGGAUGAGCAUGUUGACGCGGAUGUCGGAAGGGAAGGGGUGGUGGGGGAGGAUGAUGCUUUAUGCGUGGAUCUUUGGCUUGUGGAUUGUUGCCAUCUUGAUUGUUUAUGUUGGGCCUAAAUUGAGGUUCUAA
Molecule: messenger RNA, 972 nt
Organism: Penicillium cosmopolitanum
Lineage: Eukaryota; Fungi; Ascomycota; Eurotiomycetes; Eurotiales; Aspergillaceae
Exons: 2
Coding region: 1-972 (323 amino acids)
Biological process (GO): retrograde vesicle-mediated transport, Golgi to endoplasmic reticulum
Cellular component (GO): endoplasmic reticulum; SNARE complex
Molecular function (GO): SNAP receptor activity
Source: RefSeq, a predicted model, not a curated record